AUCUGAAAUGUGCGCCAUGUUUCUCUUUCAUUUCUCUGAUAUACCAGCAGGUGGGCCAGGAAACUGAAACUUAACUUCUGUGUUUUUCAUCCAGUCUUUGGACUGGGUGGAAGGGGGCAUGGCUUGUUAUCAGGAAAUGCUGCAUGCAGCUUGUUGCUCCUCAACUACUCUGCCUUACUGGCGUCAGCUGCUGUCUGUUGAUAGCCUACCCCCCCCCCCAUACCCCGCCCCGGGUUUAUAAAACCCAAGAGCCUCCCUCUGAAGGAAAGCAUUCUGCCGUGACAGGAGGACACAGAGUUAAUUGGACACAAAUUGAGAAAAGAAGAAAACCAUAUUCAUGAUGGUUGGCCUUAUCGCUAUUGCUGUUGGAGCGGCUGCCGGCACUGCGGCGAUAGCUGCUUUCCCACCACUUGCUGGGCUGCUUGGUUUUACUGGAACUGGAAUUGCAGGCGGAUCCACAGCUGCAGGCAUGAUGUCGGCAUCUGCCAUUGCCAAUGGUGGAGCAGUGGCUGCUGGGAGCCUUGUUGCCAUAUUGCAGUCAGUUGGUGCUGCAGGUGUGUCGGCAGCUACCUACAUUGCAGGAGCAACUGGAGGAGCUCUCCUGGGUGUCCUUUUUCUCUAAAGAAAGCAGGAAAAGUCAUUCCAGGCUCUGCAGAGGAAGAGGGCUGCAUUAUUUUCCUGCUUCUGGAUGAGCAAGAAGAAGGAAAUUCUAACCUGAAGAGAUGCAUGCUACUUGUAUUCACUGGCAUAGAAAAAUUUGUUUCCAAGCUUCUGUUUCUUCCCUGCAGUUUUUUUUUCACUUCAGCUCUUUACGGGUGUCUAUAUGGGAGCUCCUCUUGCUAUAAUCUCAGUGGCUUCAUGCCAGGAUGGAAUAAAUGCUGAGUUAUGAGGGAUAGUAGCGCCUGCUAUAAUGUUAGACUUAAAUUCUGUGGAAAUAACUAUACAAUGUGACCCUGGGCCCUCCUGAGAGGUAGAACAAAUGUCCCUUGAAACUCUUGUCUUAUGGCAGGUGGUCCAAUACAGUCAAUGGAGAUGGGCUCAAGAACUUGUCGCACCAAUUGUAAACAACUCUGUAGUUGUGUUGGUAAAUGAUAACGCCUUUUAAUUGUUAAGAGGGAGCAAGACCAUCCUGGGACAACUGCCUAUUCAUAAUUGUGCAUAUGUUAGAUGCAUUGUCAGGGUUAUCUGAAAUCAUAAAAGAUUAUCCCAUUUUCUCAAAAUACAGCUAUAAAUAACUAUAUUAAUCAUGUAGGAUCAUCAGCGCUAAUAUUGUAAGCGUCGAAUUUAAACAAAAAUAAAGAUAUAUAACAAUA
Heteronotia binoei (common prickly gecko) is the source of this 1313-nucleotide messenger RNA. Its product is annotated as interferon alpha-inducible protein 27-like protein 2. The record is from RefSeq and is a predicted model, not a curated record. Gene Ontology annotation, biological process: apoptotic signaling pathway. The coding region runs from base 338 to 622 and encodes 94 amino acids. NCBI's taxonomy places the organism in Eukaryota, Metazoa, Chordata, Lepidosauria, Squamata, Gekkonidae. The transcript has 5 exons. Gene Ontology annotation, cellular component: membrane; mitochondrion.